AUGGUUAAGAUUGAGGACCAUGAGUAUUUGUGUACGGAGGAGAAGCGGUUGCGUCAGGAUUCCCAGAGGGAGAAGUACUGGAAGAAAUGGGGUCCUUACGUAGCGGAGCGUCAAUGGGCUACUGUGCGAGAGGAUUACAGCGCCGAUGGUGAUGCUUGGAGUCAUUUCCCUCACGAACACGCGCGCUCGAGGGCUUUCAGAUGGGGUGAGGAUGGUAUUGCGGGGGUUUCGGAUACACAUGGGCUGCAGAAUAUUGCUUUUGCGUUCUGGAAUGAGGAAGAUGAUUUUCUCAAGGAACGACUCUUUGGUCUUUCGAACCCACAGGGAAACCAUGGAGAGAGUAUCAAGGAGGCCCAUUUCCAUUUGGACAAUGUUCCUACGCAUUCGUACAUGAAAAUGCUCUACAAGUACCCACAGAAGAAAUUCCCUUACGAGGACCUUAUUGCAGAAAAUGCCAGGCGUGGAAAACAGGAUCGUGAGUACCAGAUUACCGACACAACUGCUUUCGACGAGGAUAGAUACUGGGAUAUUGUCAUCGAGACCGCGAAAGAGGCAGAUGACCCUGAUGAGCUCCUCUUCCGAGUUACAGCUUGGAAUCGAGGUCCAGAGCCAGCACCAUUACAUAUCAUUCCACACGUUUGGUUCAGAAACACAUGGUCAUGGGGAUAUGAAGCUGAGGAUCAGAAACCCAACAUCCGCGAGGUGGACAAGCUGGCUGCCAUCAGCAAACAUCCCAAGUUAGGCGAGAGAUACUUUCAAUUAUCCCCAUCACCUGGCGUCGGGCCAAGCGGUACGGAUGUUCAGCCAGAACUCCUUUUCACGGAAAACGACACCAACUUCGAGGUUCUCUACGAUGGAAAGAAUGACCAGCCAUACGUCAAGGACGCUUUCCACAGACAUAUUGUGGAUCGUGAGAAGAAAGCAGUCAACCCAAAAAAGACAGGAACUAAGUCUGCAGCUUGGUAUACGUUCAAUGAGGGUGGUGGUGUCGCUCCAGGAGAAUGUGCCGUCGUUCGAUUCAGAAUAUCAAAGAAAUACGAGGAAUAUAUGGAUGAAGAGAUUUUUGACGAUGUCAUGGACAAGCGAAAGGAGGAGGCAGACGAGUUCUACUACCGAAUUAGCCCUCUGCCAAUGGCUGAGGAUCUACGAAAUAUCCAAAGACAAGCUUUUGCGGGCAUGAUGUGGACCAAGCAAUAUUACCAUUUUAUCUGGACUCAGUGGGCGAAUGGCGAUCCAGCACAACCACCUCCCCCACCGGAUCGAAAAGCUAUACGAAACAACCAAUGGAAGCAUAUGCACUUGGAUGAUAUUUUAUCUAUGCCAGAUUCGUGGGAAUAUCCUUUCUUCGCAGCAUGGGAUUCUGCUUUCCACUGCAUACCACUUGCAAUGAUUGAUCCAGAUUUCGCAAAGAAGCAGCUUGAUCUUUUCACGAGAGAAUGGUAUAUGCAUCCAAAUGGUCAGCUUCCAGCAUACGAGUGGAACUUUGGAGACGUCAAUCCACCCGUGCACGCAUGGGCUACUUUCAGAACUUUUAAAAUUGAGCGAAAAAUGUACGGUCGACAGGAUUUAGAUUUCUUGGAGCGGGUGUUUCAAAAGUUGCUUCUGAACUUCACCUGGUGGGUUAAUCGCAAGGAUUACGAUGGCAAGAACGUUUUCGAGGGUGGUUUCUUGGGACUGGAUAAUAUUGGUCUUUUCAACCGAUCGGAACCAUUACCUACAGGCGGUGUUUUGGAACAAGCCGACAGUACGGGAUGGAUGGCGUUUUACUGCUUAUGCAUGUUGAAUAUUGCAUUGGAAUUGGCCAAGCAUCGCCGGAUUUACGAGGAUAUUGCUUCGAAAUUUUUCGAGCACUUCAUUCUUAUCUCUGAUGCCAUGACUUUCAAGGCUGGAAACAAGGAGGAGAAGUCGUUGUGGAAUGAUGAAGAUGGUUUCUAUUACGACGCCAUCUCUUACGGUGGACCAUGGACUCAGCAGCUCCCGAUCCGAUCCCUGGUUGGGUUGAUUCCUCUCUACGCCACUCUGACUCUGGAGCCAGAGCUCGUUAACAAGCUUCCCAACUUCAAGAAGCGAGUUGAAUGGUUUAUCGAGAACCGAACAGACGUCGCAGAGCGAAACAUGGCGAGCAUUCAGAAGAGAGGAAAGGACAAUCGGAUUUUGUUGUCGCUUGUAAGCAAAGAUCGUUUGGAGAAGAUUAUGAAGCGAAUGCUCGACGAAGAUGAAUUCUUGAGUGAUCACGGUAUUCGAUCUAUGUCAAAGUACCACAAAGAUCAUCCUUAUUCUAUGGAUGUUAACGGCCAGGAAUUCAAGGUCAGCUAUGUUCCUGGAGAUUCAGACAGUGGUCUUUUUGGAGGCAACAGUAACUGGAGAGGACCUAUCUGGCUUGCAGUCAACUUCCUUCUCGUCGAGUCGCUUCAGCGGUUCUACAUGUUCUACGGUCCUAAUCUACAAGUCGAAUGCCCUACUGGAUCUGGAGAUUUCAUGCAUCUAGGACAUGUUUCAGAAGAAAUCCAACAUCGUCUUCAGCAUCUUUUUGCUCGUGGAGACGAUGGAAGACGUGCUAUCAAUGAUGGCAAUGACAUGUUGGACUUUGAUCCUAACUGGAAAGAUCACAUGUGGUUCCACGAGUUCUUUGAUGGUGAUACUGGCCGUGGACUUGGUGCAACCCAUCAGUGCGGUUGGACCGGUCUCAUUGCCAGGAUGAUCCACGAUACUGGAUUAUCCUGCCGUCUCCCACAAACACCCCGAACCCCAUCUACCGGAAUGAACCACUACUUCGACGACAUCUUCACCCGCCACGUCAACGGCCAAACUAGCACCAGCACCAAACCAAAGAUGCGUCGUUCCUCCACCGCUCGGUCUCUAGCCGCUCGCUCUGACUUUGACGGUGACGAAGGAGACGCGAGAUCCAUUGGUAACUCGGUCGCUACCGAGACAGAGGAUCGGUUGAGAGAGAGACGCGAGGCGGAUGCGCAUACAGCUCAUUAUGUUAGUGAGCAGUUGACUAGAGUGAGGAGUCAUGCGAGUGUAGAAUUCGAGGGCGCAGACGAGUUUGAGGCGCAGUUGGAUGGUGCGUAG
Glarea lozoyensis ATCC 20868 is the source of this 3075-nucleotide messenger RNA. RefSeq names its product Six-hairpin glycosidase. Bases 1 to 3075 code for a protein of 1024 amino acids. The transcript is spliced from 6 exons. Gene Ontology annotation, molecular function: Glc3Man9GlcNAc2 oligosaccharide glucosidase activity. Gene Ontology annotation, biological process: oligosaccharide metabolic process; protein N-linked glycosylation. The record is from RefSeq and is a predicted model, not a curated record. Lineage: Eukaryota; Fungi; Ascomycota; Leotiomycetes; Helotiales; Helotiaceae. Gene Ontology annotation, cellular component: endoplasmic reticulum membrane.